AUGGUUAAUGAUUUAUUUUUGCAAUGGCUCUCAUUAUCAGAUACACGUACAAUACUCUAUGGUGCUUUGCAGAGUGCUCGAACAAAUAGUAAAAUGCCUGAUCUUGUCGCAUAUCCGAAGACUUAUACAACACGAGGUGGAGGAUUUUCUAAACCACAACAUUUCGAUUCACCACCUGUUUCGCCUGUACCACGAACAGCUUCAAGUCCACGUAGUGGUCUAUCUUCGAUUCCAUCGACUGGUGAAUUUACUCCUGGCUUAAGUGGUAAUAGUGAUGAAAGAAAACAACGUUCACUAAAGAAAAAAUAUCCAGUAGUAAAUGGUAGCCCUGCUUCUAGUACUAUUACAAAUAGCAACAUCGAUCAACAACAAAAACGCCGACGGGCAAUACAUUUUUGUGAGCAGUGUCGAUAUUAUGGUCGUUAUUGUGAUGCUAUUCAUAAAGGCUUUUGUCGACCUGUUUCGACACCAUUGGCACGUAUAUCGAUAUCACCGAAAAUUCCCAAAUCGCAUAUCAAUUUUGUUUUCGAAAAGCGUUAUCCAGCUGAACAAAUACAGCAACAUAUUCAACAACAAAUUCGACAAAAAUUUACCAAUCCUGAGGCUAUAUGGCCACUUAGACCACAAGCAAUAGUAGGACAACAAUCUACUAUUCCCGAUCAGCAACAUCGAUCGGCUUUCUUCAUUUCUGAGGUAUCCGGUGGAAAAGCUUCACCAUCUCAAAUAGUCAAAUCAGAGCCUUUACCAUCUUCAUCACCAUCAAUAACAAGCGCUCUUCCAACUCGACUAUCCAUAACAGCAGCAGCAGAAACUACACAAUCAAAUGGUACAAUAUCAAAACAGACACCCGUCAUACAAGCUCGUUUACAAUCCCCUCCACCAAUUGUUCGUGAUCUCUCUCCACCACCUACAUCACCUAAAUCAACAAGUGUUGGAGUCGCUUCUCUACGUGAACAUUUCGAUAUUGUUGAACAAUCACCAUCAAUUACAAAACCAAAAACUCCAUCACGUGCUAAAUCACCUGUUUCAUCAGUACCUACCGAUAAUCUUCAACGACAACCAUCGAAAACAGCAACAACACCUGUCAAAGAAGUUUCACCAAUACCAAUAUCAGUUGUUAAAUCUGAAGAAAAAUCGGAAACCGUUGAACCGAUUCCUAAAUUUUAUUUUCCUAAUGGACAAAUAUCAACACCAUCAGCUAUUGAUAUAUUGCUUACAAGACAAUUGCGUCAAGUGAAAGAAGAUUUAUUUGUACCAAAGCAUGAUAAAUUGCAUUUAGAAGAUUUUGGAAAAUUAGCACAAUUAUUGGAUUUAAGUUUAUAUUGGAAAACACCAUUAUUUCGUGCAUGUGUACACGACACAUUAGGACCAAAAGUAAACAUAACAUCACAUACAACUGUGUCAUAUUUACAAUUUGAAUCCUUUUGGAAAAAAUUAUGUAAAAAUCAUCAUGAUCAUGCAUCAAAAUUUAUUCAUUUACUUGUUGUAUCAUCACCAUCAUUAGCAGCGUUACCAGUCAAUCGUCAAUAUUUAACUGUCGAUGAUUGGGACUAUUUAGUACAAGAUAUUAUUGAUACACAUCCUGGUUUGAAAUUUCUGCGUGAAGCACGAGAAUUUCAUUCAAGAUAUAUCAAAACCGUUGUUGCUAGAGUCUAUUAUAAUUGUAAUAGAUCAUGGUCAGGAAAAUUAACUGUUCAAGAAUUAAGACGAUCAAAUUUUCUUUCGACUCUCGAUCGAAUCGAAGAAGAGGAAGAUAUUAAUCGUAUUCAUGAUUAUUUUUCAUAUGAACAUUUUUAUGUAAUUUAUUGUAAAUUUUGGGAAUUAGACUCUGACCAUGACUUGUUAAUAAGUCGUGAUGAUUUGGCUAAACAUAAUAAUGGAGCUAUUUCAAACAAAAUGAUCGAUCGAAUAUUUUCGGGAGCUAUAUCAAAUAGUCAAAAUAUGCGAGAAGGAAAAAUGUCUUAUUAUGAAUUUGUAUGGUUUCUAAUAUCCGAAGAAGAUAAACGUUCCCCAACAAGUAUUGAAUAUUGGUUUCGUUGUAUGGAUUUAGAUGGCGAUGGUAUAUUAUCGAUGUUUGAAUUAGAUUAUUUCUAUCAAGAACAAGUACAUAAAAUGGAAAUAUAUGGUAUUGAAUAUAUGCCAUUUGAAGAUUGUAUAUGUCAAAUGCUUGAUUUGGUUAAACCAGAAGAAGAAAAUAAAAUUCGUUUAAAAGAUUUGAAACGAUGCAAAUUAACCAAUGUAUUUUUUGAUACAUUUUUCAAUCUUGAGAAAUAUUUAGACAAUGAACAAAAAGAUCCUUUUUCAAAUGUUAAAGACCCCGAUUCACCUGAAAUAUCUGAUUGGGUUAAAUUUGCUGAAGCUGAAUAUGAUAAUCUAACUCAUGAAGAUGGAGCCAAUGAAAACCUUGAUGAAGUAAAUUAUGACGAUGAUUUUGAAGAGGACGAGGAAGGAGCUGGAGGACCUUCUACUGAACCAUCGACAAACAAACGAAUAGGUCUUGGUGGUGGUAGUGCAAGUAAUGCUAUUUCUCCGCCACAACGAAUUGGUACGAAUAUUAAAACAAACGAUAUGGAUGAACGAUGGAAAGAUUAA
Messenger RNA from Rotaria socialis, 2592 nucleotides. The record is from the annotation of a GenBank genome assembly. NCBI's taxonomy places the organism in Eukaryota, Metazoa, Rotifera, Eurotatoria, Philodinida, Philodinidae.